Leopardus geoffroyi (Geoffroy's cat) is the source of this 3996-nucleotide messenger RNA. RefSeq names its product niban apoptosis regulator 2 (gene NIBAN2). The transcript has 13 exons. Lineage: Eukaryota; Metazoa; Chordata; Mammalia; Carnivora; Felidae. Bases 186 to 2501 code for a protein of 771 amino acids. The record is from RefSeq and is a predicted model, not a curated record.
GGGGCGCGGGGCGGAGGCGGCCGGCGGGACGGACGCGGCCGGGGCUGGAGCGCGGGCAGAGCGGAGGCCGCAGCCAGGGGCGGCGGGAGCGGGACGGGCCGGGCUCCAUGGCGCCAGCGGCGUCCGCCUGAGCAGCGCGAGCAGCGACGGGUGGCGGGCGGAUCGGGCCGCGGCUCUUCCUCGCCAUGGGGGACGUGCUGUCCACGCACCUGGACGACGCCCGGCGCCAGCACAUCACAGAGAAAACCGGGAAGAUCCUGACGGAGUUCCUCCGUUUUUAUGAGGACCAGUAUGGCGUGGCCCUCUUCAACAGCAUGCGCCACGAGAUCGAGGGCACGGGGGCGCCGCAGGCCCAGCUGCUCUGGCGCAAGGUGCCAUUGGAUGAGCGCAUCAUCUUCUCUGGGAACCUGUUCCAGUACCAGGAGGACAACAAGAAGUGGAGGAACCGCUUCAGUCUCGUGCCUCACAACUAUGGGCUGGUGCUCUACGAGAACAAAGUGGCCUACGAGCGACAGGUCCCACCACGGGCUGUCAUCAACAGUGCAGGCUACAAAAUCCUCACCUCUGUGGAUCAGUACCUGGAGCUCGUCGGCAACUCUUUACCAGGGACCACAUCAAAAUCGGGCAGUGCCCCCAUCCUCAAGUGCCCCACGCAGUUCCCGCUCAUCCUCUGGCACCCUUCUGCACGGCACUACUACUUCUGCAUGAUGACGGAAGCGGAGCAGGACAAGUGGCAUGCGGUCCUGCAGGACUGUAUCCGGCACUGCAACAAUGGCAUCCCUGAGAACUCCAAGGUAGAGGGCCCUGCGUUCACGGACGCCAUCCGCAUGUACCGCCAGUCCAAGGAGCUGUACGGGACCUGGGAGAUGCUGUGUGGGAACGAGGUGCAGAUCCUGAGCAACCUGGUGAUGGAGGAGCUGGGCCCUGAGCUGAAGGCGGAGCUCGCCCCGCGGCUGAAGGGGAAACCGCAGGAGCGACAGCGGCAGUGGAUCCAGGUAGGUGGGUGUGGGUGUGGAGGCGGGGGUCCCGGACCCGCCUGGCACCCUCACGCUGACUCGCGGCACUGCCCCCAGAUCUCAGACGCUGUGUACCGCAUGGUGUACGAGCAGGCCAAGGCACGCUUUGAGGCGGUGCUGUCCAAGCUGCAGCUGGCCCGGCCAGCCAUGGAGGCGGCCAUCCGCACGGACAUGGACCAGAUCAUCACCUCCAAGGAGCACCUGGCCAGCAAGAUCCGAGCCUUCAUCCUCCCCAAGGCAGAGGUGUGCGUCCGGAACCACGUCCAGCCCUACAUCCCGUCCAUCCUGGAGGCCCUGAUGGUGCCCACCAGCCAGGGCUUCACCGAGGUACGGGAUGUCUUCUUCAAAGAGGUGACGGACAUGAACCUGAACGUCAUCAACGAGGGCGGUGCUGACAAGCUGGGUGAGUACAUGGAGAAGCUGUCCCAGCUGGCGUCCCACCCCCUCAAGAUGCAGAGCUGCUACGAGAAGAUGGAGCCACUGCGGCUUGACGGGCUGCAGCAGCGUUUCGAUGUGUCCAGCACGGCCGUGUUUAAGCAGCGAGCCCAGAUCCACAUGCGAGAGCAAAUGGACAAUGCCGUGUACACCUUCGAGACCCUCCUGCACCAGGAGCUGGGGAAGGGGCCCACCAAGGAGGAGCUGUGCAAGUCCAUCCAGCGGAUCCUGGAGCGCGUGCUCAAGAAAUACGACUACGAUAGUAGCUCGGUGCGGAAGCGAUUCUUCCGGGAGGCGCUGUUGCAGAUCACCAUCCCCUUCCUGCUCAAGAAGCUGGCACCCACGUGCAAGUCGGAGCUGCCCCGGUUCCAGGAGCUGAUCUUCGAGGACUUUGCCAGGUUCAUCCUAGUGGAGAACACGUACGAGGAGGUGGUGUUGCAGACGGUGAUGAAGGACAUCCUGCAGGCUGUGAAGGAGGCCGCUGUGCAGAGGAAACACAACCUGUACCGGGACAGCAUGGUCAUGCACAAUAGUGACCCCAACUUGCACCUGCUGGCGGAGGGUGCACCCAUCGACUGGGGUGAGGAGUAUGGUGGCAGUGGUGGGGACAGUGGCAGCCCCAGCGUCCCGGAAGCAGCCCCACUCUCGGAAAAGCGACGGCGUGCCAAGCAGGUGGUGUCCGUGGUCCAGGACGAGGAGGCAGGGCUGCCUUUUGAGGCUGGCUCGGAGCCACUAUCACCUGCGUCCCCGGACAGUGUCACCGAGCUACGCGGUCUGCUGGCCCGGGAUCUGCGGGCUGAGAGCCCCCCGCUGGCUGGCCCUCUGCUCAACGGGGCCCCCUCCCAAGAGAGCCCCCAGCCCGUGGCAGCCCCUGAGGCCUCCUCGCCGCCAGCCUCGCCCCUUCGGCAACCCCCUCCUGGAAAAGCUGCGGACCUUGAGCCCCCCAAACCUAGUGACCAGGAGACUGGGGAGCAGGUAUCCAGCCCUGGUGGCCGCGCCCCCAUCCACACCACCACCGAGGACAGCGCAGGGGUACAGACUGAGUUCUAGGCCGGUCGCCCCUGAGCUUCUGCUGGACAUGGGUCACCCCCUCCAAGGCACAGGCAGGCUUGGCUCUAGGCGGGGAGCCCCGGGUCUGUGCCUUGGGGUGGAGGUCGGUGGGGCCAUUGUUGCACCUCUGGGGCUGGGCAGGGGUGGCCCACCUGAGUCACUUUAUUGGGUUUGGUCACACUUUGCUCCUGUUUUCUCUUCUGUGGCAUGAUCUUGGGCUUCCUGCAUGUGCUGGAAGCUGGGCACAGCCGAGGGGCUGAGGUGUACCCAGUGAUCACCGAUUCCCUGGGUCCUCCUCUCCUGCCUUUUAUGGCCUCGGUUUCCCUCCCGGGUCUCGCCAGCCUUCUCAGAAAGAUGGAGGUAGAGUGGUUGCUUGUUGUGUUACUUGGCCACUGGCUUCUCUCCCUUCUCACCAAGGGCUUUAUCAGAACCAGGACCAGGGAGCACUGGGGGCCCCAGUGUCCUCCUCAAUCCAGGCUGGGGCCCGAGAGGCCAGUUUGGGGGGGGGACACGGGCCUUGUUUUCCCUGCUCUGGGUGAGGGGAGGUACAAGGAGGGGUCUUCCGGCUGUAGCCAGGCUGGGGCUGCUGGGUUGAGGGGGAUGCCUCAUGGAGGAGGAGGGGUGAGGCGGCUUGGAUUAGAAUGAAAAGGGCCCAGAAUGUGCUGGUCUGUGGAGAGGAAGUGUCUCAAGGGAGGGAAGAGGGGGUCUGUGGGGAAGUAUUGCUGGGAGUGUCUUCAAGGCAGGCUGAGGCGGCAGAGGGAAGGCUGCUGGAAGUGGAGCAGGCUUCUGCAACCCCCCCCCCCCCCCACCCCCGGCGCUUAGCCUAUCUCCUGCCUAUUGGCAGCCAGCCUCCCGGAGUCCCUCUGUCCCCCUUGCCUGUCUCGGCCACAUGCUGCAGGGUGGGAUGGAGGGGAGCUUGGCUGUGUGCUCGGAGACGGGGUCUGUGGGGUGGGGGUGGAGAUUCAUCCGUGGGCCACCCCCAAGGUACACAUUGUCCACCAGGGGAGCUGAGUACAGCUCCCCAAGGCGCUGCCGGUGGCCCCUCUGAGGAUUUGGGGUCAGGCUGUGGCUUGGCCGUUGUUGCCUCCAAGUCACCUCACCCUGCAAAUUCCCUUCUCAGAUGCGCUCCUUCCACAGCGGCUUGUUCCUAGGGGUGAAGGUCUAGCUGAGGUAGCUCCACCCUGGCAGCCCUGUCUCCAGGGACCAGGACUUCCUGCCUGCCCCAGCGCCCUCCUCUGCCCCGCACCCUCCGUCCCCUUCCUAGGGCAGGGGCUUCAGACCCAUGGGACAUACGGUGGUGGCUGGUGCUCAGGGCCCCCUUGGUCCCCUCAGCCGGACUCUCCAGUGCCUCAUUAACCUUCUGCCAUCUCGUUCAUGUGUUCAGAUGCUCUCCUCUAGUGCCUUGGGGUUUUCUCAAUCGUCAUUCCCAGAUAUUGUACUGAAAAUAUUAUGCAAACUGGUUAAGCUUUACUAAUCAAUAAAUGAUUUAAAGCCA